Molecule: messenger RNA, 750 nt
Organism: Leishmania braziliensis MHOM/BR/75/M2904
Lineage: Eukaryota; Euglenozoa; Kinetoplastea; Trypanosomatida; Trypanosomatidae
Exons: 1
Coding region: 1-750 (249 amino acids)
Biological process (GO): protein polyglutamylation; cilium assembly
Cellular component (GO): ciliary basal body
Source: RefSeq, a predicted model, not a curated record
AUGAGCAUCAAUCCCACGAUUGGUGACAAGGACGUCCUUCAGCGGCGCACAGCGGCAAAUCCCAAGUACAAUGGCGUGCAGGCCGUGGUGAACUCGGGCAUGACCAUUCAACUCGCGCAGUACAUGCGCAACAACAAGAUUAAGACAAAGAAGCAGCCUGGCGAGCUUUUUCAGCGAUUACACAUAGACGUCAUCGCCGCCUUCCUCAACCGUCAAGAGCCCAAGUCGGUCCUGGAAGAUGGUGGCUUUGCACGACCAAUGGACGAGUAUGGCGGUCCAGAGAAUGCGCUCGACAAGCCAGCCAUUAGCUACCUGUUGCUCGACUGCCGCGAAGUGGAGCACUACGAGACGUGCCACAUCAAGACGGCACUGCACUACCCAAAGAUCAAACUACACCACUCGACCAAUCCGUUUCUACCAGGGAUGUACGCUUACAAGAACAAGGAGAACAAGUGUAUUGUGCUUUAUGACUUGGAGGAGGAGGCGGUUGUGUCACUGGCGAACACGAUGGUUCAGAAGGGCAUCGAGAACGUUGCCAUCAUCGCUGGUGGGCUGCGCGAGUUUGCGCAGGAUUAUGCCGAUUAUCUCACAGCGCAGUCGCCUGUACCGAUCAUACCUAGAGACUUGCGCUUGAAGCGACGGGCCGACGAAGCCACUCAGGCACGCAGCGACGCUCGCACCACUAUGUCUCACAAGCCGAAGAGCUUGUCCAGCAGCCUAGCCCGCAGUGCGCGAAAAGGAACCUUCUGA